This is a messenger RNA of Rhopalosiphum maidis (corn leaf aphid), 1088 nucleotides long. Its product is annotated as ras-related protein Rab-9A-like. NCBI's taxonomy places the organism in Eukaryota, Metazoa, Arthropoda, Insecta, Hemiptera, Aphididae. Gene Ontology annotation, molecular function: GTP binding; GTPase activity. Bases 284 to 937 code for a protein of 217 amino acids. Gene Ontology annotation, cellular component: late endosome; phagocytic vesicle; lysosome. The transcript has 3 exons. The record is from RefSeq and is a predicted model, not a curated record. Gene Ontology annotation, biological process: retrograde transport, endosome to Golgi.
UUACAUGAUUAUUAGAGGAUCUCAAAUUUUCAUGGUUAUUUGUAAAUAAUAAAUAUUGUGAUAAUUUAUUUUUUAUUCUUUUAAAUGUUUGUAGUGCUUGUAGUGCUUUGUAGAUUUGUACAGUUGAACUGAAGACCACUGAACCCUUGAGUAUUCGGAAUUUCGGAAGUAUUUCAAUGGUUUGUUUUUAUAGCUAUUAAAUUAUUAAAUUCAUUAUAAUUAACUACAACCAUGAUACAUUUAUUUAGUGUCAUAUAAUACCAUAGUUAUAUUUUAUAUCGGUAUGAAAGAGAAAGCUAUUUUGGUUAAACAAAACCCAAUACUGAAAGUAGUCAUUUUGGGAAAUAGUAAUGUUGGAAAAUCAUGUCUAAUGAACAGAUUUGUAAGUAACAGUUUUAGUGACCAUACGCUUCAUACAUUAGGCGUAGAAUUUCUUCAAAAGGACCUCGAUGUCAAUGGAAUCGUAUAUACGUUGCAGAUCUGGGAUACUGCUGGACAAGAAAGAUUUCGUACAUUACGAACACCUUUUUAUAGAGGAACUGACAUUUGUUUGCUAACGUUUGCUGUUGAUGAUGACCAAAGCUUUAAAACUAUAGAUUCGUGGAAAAAAGAAUUCUUACAAUAUUCCAGGACAACUGAUGGGAAUUUUCCGUUUAUUGUUGUUGCUACAAAGGUAGACCUACAAGACCGAGUAGUUUCUAAAGAUGAAGCAGACAAAUGGUGUUCAGAAUAUCUGAGUGCUCCUUAUGUUGAAACUAGUUCUAAAACAGAUAUGAAUAUAGAGACUGCAUUUACUUUAGCUGUUGAAGUUUGGGCUUCAACAGAAAGACCCUCCGAGUUAAAAAUAUCACAUACAAAUUUAGUUAAAUUAUCUAGACCAAUUAAUGGUAACGCUGCUUGUCCUACAGCUGAAAUAGUAUCACCUAAGUGUUGUUAAAACUAUUUGAUGCAAUAACUUAGUGUGUUUUAGUAUACAAUUUUUGUAACAACGAUAUAGCAAUAAAUUAGAAAUAUGUAUUACAUAUCAUUUUAUUUUUUAUAAAAUUAAUUUUUGAGGUAAAUCCAAAAUAAAAUGUUAAAACUAUCGA